GCUGGCGUGUAUAGCGUGGGCGAUGGACCUGUUGUGCAACGACGCCCAUGUCGUCGCGCUGCAUGCAUCGUACCCGACGCGUCCACGUCUCUGGAGCGCGCUUCGCCCUGGUGUCUCCAAGCGAGGCUGUGAGACCGUGCGAAACAUCGCCAUGUGAACGUCGCGAAGGAGACUUGACUCGAAACUUAUCUCAGGAAGCACGAGCGGUUGUCUCGUCUUCAAAGCGCCGACAUGUCUCGGCUGGCGAUGGGGGAGUGCCAGUGUCGCAUCCAAGAUGAAAAAAACGACAUCAUGCGAGGAGAAAGCUAUCGAAUGCAUUGAUAUCGACGUCUAACUGGGCUCGCUCUGGCCGACAUAUACGGCUCGAGCAAUGUGCCUGUCCUCCAUCGAAUACAGCGGUCCCGUCACCGUUAGCUGCAGUCGCGCCAUCGCGUCGGCCGUACAGGGGACACUAGGCAGUCCUAUUCCCGUCGUCAUCCUUCAAACGAUUCACAGACCAAGUGCCUCACAAACCAACCACACAUAUUGCUUAAAUAGAACUUUACACUUUACACCCAACUCCCGGCGUCGCCUGCGUCACGCGGGCGACGUAUGUGCGACCCAAGUUCAUCCCGUGGUUCGACCAGACGUCCCGGUUCGGGUAGACCGGAUCCAGCGCCGACGACAGGGCGAGCCAAGCGCGCCGUUGAAAUGUCACAAUCGGUUCCUUCAUGUUCAUCGCGUCCAGCCAGUGCUGAUACCCAUAGUACGUUGACGUUGUCACGCAUCCGUGGAGGCCAGGCUCGGCCGCGAUCGCAUUGACAACAAGCUGCCCGGUCCCGGUGUGCAAGACGUGGUCGUUGCCUUUCUCGAUGUACUCUGGCACGAACGCCGACACGGACGGAAUCCCGGCGGUCUCCCAACGAAGGAUCGCGCGGACGACGGCCUGAACAUCCGUCAAGUUUGUGUACCGUUUGUCCGUGAUCUUGACCAUUCCAAGUGGUAAGUGCGUGUGGAGAUCCGACGACGUCAUCAUGGUCGUCAUGUUGGCUUCGCUGAUGCGCAGAAAGUAGUGGACGGCGUUCCCGAUCGAGACCUUUCGCACCGUGUGGUUGCAGAUCGAGAUCAAGAUAUCCUUGCGCGUCGUCGUGUAGUGGCCAGCAUCCUUGACCCCAAAGUCUGUGACAGCCAGCGUCCCGACCUCGCGCGCUUCCCACCACCCGUCCUGGAGGUUUGCGUCGCCGGCGGUCGUGUACACAAACACGCCUUUGGCGACGCGGUCCUGGAACGUCGCGUAUAUCGCGUUCGCCAUGAAGAGCUCCCGGUCAUCCUGGUGCGCAAUGCCGUAGAUAUGCACGCGCUGGAUCGUUUUGUUGGAGAAUUCAACGGCUGGCGGCACGGUCGUGGCGUUGGUGACCACCGUCUUGGCCUUGAUCGUCGGGACGAUCCAUCCCGCCAUGAUGGUCGCGUUCGACGUCAUAGCUUUGUAAUGCGUGCAUUCUCGGGACCGAUACGUCAUCCCCAUGCACGACAAUGUGCGGUUGCACGACGCGAGGCAGUCCGCCUUGGACGUCGAGUCAGCCGACCCGAUGUUUAGCGCCAUCGACGCCGGUGGAUCGUUCAGGAGGCACAGUUGACGUGGGUAUAUGUAUGUGAAGAAGCUCUUGUUGAGUGCGCGCGCGAUGGUCGAACACUCUUUCGGGGACCACACCUGCGCUCGGAACUGGACAGUUGUGUUGGACGCAGGGAAGAACAGCGAGUUAUUCUUGGGCGACGAGACAACCACCGCGAGGAGCGGCGCCAUGAGCUGGUAUAUCUUACCAAGAUCUGCUUCCGGCAGCCAAUGCGAGUUGUUGCGGUACCAAAACGUGAAGUUGGCGGUACCGUCGAUGAGAAGGCCCGUGGCAUUGUUCAACGGAAGCUCCUUCUUGUGGGGAAGCAGCAACACGACCAUGCACGUUGCGACGCCUAGAGCCAUCACGACCACCCAGACACGUUGCCGGCGGCUUUGUGUCGGCGCCGGUGUGCCCGGCGUCAACAGAGGCUUCGGGUCGUCCAUCCACGUUGGCUGCGAGAAGACGUGUAAUGC
Molecule: messenger RNA, 2068 nt
Organism: Aphanomyces invadans
Lineage: Eukaryota; Oomycota; Saprolegniomycetes; Saprolegniales; Verrucalvaceae
Exons: 2
Coding region: 371-754 (127 amino acids)
Source: RefSeq, a predicted model, not a curated record